AUGCACUGUGCGGGACUCAGGACACUGACAUGGAUCCUUGGAGACAUCGACGUUUUGUCUGCCGUCGUCCUUGUCCUGGACCCUGACGUCCCCUGUCCGCAAAGGGUGCCAUGGUAUUGGGCCUGGAGUUGCCGAAGGAUGGAGCUGUUGACAAUGAGCCGUCCAUUGCUUCCGCCGCCUCAUUUUUUUUGGAGCAGCUGGCCUGCGAUGGCUAAUACGCCUUUGAUCAAAGAAGGACCCAGGACGGAAGGACCGACGAGGAUCGUGCGAAGAAUGGCACCCUCCAAGCCCGCAGGGCGCCCGGCGCCCCGGCCUCCCACCCCUUCUGGCUCCUCCUACUCCGAGUUCGAGAGCUCAUCGACUUCCGACAGCUCGUCUUCGUGCAGCGAAAGUCGCAGCGCAUCGCCAGCACCGCAGCGCAAGGAGGGACCCGCCGCUCGACACCCGCAGGACAGCCCGCAGGAACGGCCCCCCUCACGCGAGAACGAACGGCAUGGUGCAGCGGACAGGAACAGGCCGCAGGCGGCAAGGCGGGAUUCGGGUGGCGACGCAGCCGCCGCUGGAAGGAUCAAGCAAGCGAAGCGGGGGCCGCCUAGCCCGGAGCCCAAUCACGGGGAGAACGGCGAGCGGCGCAAGUUGGCGAAGGAGACGAGCCCACCUCAGACCACCAGGUUGUAUGUAGGAAAGCUGACACGAAAUGUUAUGGGAGAGCAUGUGCACGAGAUAUUUUCCAAGUUUGGCAACGUGAAGAAUGUAGUGCUUGCGAUCGACAAAGCCGUCAACCUUCCUCGAGGAUAUGCGCACGUAGAAUUCGAAAACAGAGAAGCAGCACACAAGGCUAUGGACUACAUGGAUGGAGGCCAGAUCGAUGGCAGCGAAAUAUGCGUGCGCUUGGUUCCAGUGCCUCUGAGAAAAGUACCAUCCCCUGUGGCUCAUCCUCCUCAGAGUCCUGCCAGACGAGAUGGUGCGACUCUGAGGGAGCACGGUGUUGGGUGGGAAAGGGGAAGGGUAAGGGAGAAAGGGAAGCCAGGAGACAAGGAGAGGGGUAGAAGGAGCCCCAGAAGGUGGUCCCCUGGGGCCAGGCGUUCUCCAUUCUCACACAGACGGCACUCACCUCCUCCUCUCCGACAGAGGUCACCUCCCCCCAGGCGCUCUCCACCACGUUACAGAUCGCCUGUGGACAGCAGGAGGUAUCCAUCACCACGACGGAGGUCUCCUCCCCGUGGUUAUGCUCGCCGUAUACAGCAGAGCCCACCAAGGCGCCGACGUUCACCAUCACCACCCCGUCGUCGGCCCUCACCAUCACCAAGAUUUAACAGGGCCAUGCCGCCACGAGGAAGGGGCGCAAGGGGACGGUCUCCAGCUCGAAAGAAUGAGCAUAGCAGGACUGCGAAACCCGUUGCAGCAUCCUCUUACUCCUCCUCAGGGAGCUCUCAAAGUGGCUCUGGCACUUCUUCAUCAGGGGGUCGCUCCUCCUAUUCAUCGCAGUCGGACAGCAAGUCCAAAUCGUGA
This is a messenger RNA of Ostreobium quekettii, 1512 nucleotides long. NCBI's taxonomy places the organism in Eukaryota, Viridiplantae, Chlorophyta, Ulvophyceae, Bryopsidales, Ostreobiaceae. The record is from the annotation of a GenBank genome assembly.